AUGCUCCAGGCCCGUCAACUAGGCAAAGAGCUUUAUGUUGGAGUUCAUUCUGAUGAGGACAUUCUUCACAACAAGGGCCCAGUUGUUAUGACAUUGGAUGAGAGACUCACCGCCGUUGAGGCAUGCAAAUGGUCUACAAAGGCGGUGCCUUCUGCGCCGUACGUAACAGACCCUGCUUUUAUGAAAGAGUACGGCUGUGAGUAUGUGGUUCACGGUGACGACAUCACCACCGACGCAAACGGUGAGGACUGUUACAAGGGCGUCAAAGACUUGGGAUUAUUCGUCGUUGUCAAGAGAACGCCAAACAUUUCCACCACUGACUUGGUGGGUCGUAUGUUGUUGAUGAGCAAAGCACACCACUUCAAACCCAUCCCUUCUCUUCAGACUGCUUUGGAGCACCCUCUUUUCUCCAACGAGGAUGCAUUGAAAAGAUUUGAAAUGUACGCUUCGGAUGCAACGGGAAACAAGAAAGGUUCGGCCGUGUUCGUCAACGUCGAGGGUGAAGACGGGCUUAAGACGGUGGUGGAGCCAUCACCUGAGAUCAAGGAAAAGUUGAAUAAUGGUUCUGUCUACAUUGACGGCGCCUUCGACCUUUUCCAUCCCGGCCAUAUCGAGGCCUUGCGUUGUGUAAGAGAGAAAGCCAAUGGUAGAGCCGUCGUGGUGGGAAUUUAUGACGACAAGACGAUCAACACCCAUAAGGGAAUGAACUACCCUGUCAUGAAUCUUUUUGAGAGAUCGCUUUGCGUGUUGCAGUGCCGUUACGUUGACGCUGUUGUCAUUGGCGUUCCUUGGAAGGCUACAAAACAGUUGUUGAACAAGAUCCCUGGUGAAGUGCAGGCAGUUUUCCAUGGACCUGCUCCAUUCGAGGAGGGAGCAUACAGUGAUGUGGCCCCAUUAGUCCAGGAACUUGGUCCACACAAGUACGACAACAUCAACACUGCAUUCAUCGUCAACCGUGUGUUGGACAACAAGAAGGCGUACGAAGAGAGACAGCGCAGGAAGGGCUGGAAGGCAGAGAUUGAGAGUAAACUCCGCGCCGACGAGCUUCAAGGAAACUAG
Candidozyma duobushaemuli is the source of this 1059-nucleotide messenger RNA. It is a transcript of the gene MUQ1, whose product is annotated as ethanolamine-phosphate cytidylyltransferase. Gene Ontology annotation, molecular function: ethanolamine-phosphate cytidylyltransferase activity. Gene Ontology annotation, cellular component: cytoplasm. The record is from RefSeq and is a predicted model, not a curated record. Gene Ontology annotation, biological process: phosphatidylethanolamine biosynthetic process. The coding region runs from base 1 to 1059 and encodes 352 amino acids. Lineage: Eukaryota; Fungi; Ascomycota; Pichiomycetes; Serinales; Metschnikowiaceae. The transcript has a single exon.